AUGGCAAUGGAAGAGGAGGAAGGUAAAAUAGAGAUGUUCCAGGAGGCAGAGGUGGGGGAGGGUGGAGCAGAAGGAGGAGGAGGAGGAGGAGGCGAAAUCGGUGAUUUUUUGAUGAUGCGACGUCGUGGUGCGGUGUCCAAGAGAACCUGGGUCUUCGACGCUAGUGAUCCACUCACCUGCAUCGCCAUUUCCAACUUCUACCCACUCGUCGCUAUCGCUGGACGCAACCUGCUUCAAGUGCUUCGGGUAGAUGGGGAGAGGUUCAUCUCGGUCCACCGGAUGACAAACCUUCAACGCAACAUCUCGAGCACCACAACGGUGAACACUUUGAGGUCCACCUCCUCCUCUGUAGUGGCGUCAACAUCGUCGUCGUCGAAUACGACGACAACGACCCACUUUCAACCACCUCGCAGCUAUGCCAUCAACGAUGUGGCCUGGUCGGACUCGAAGUCUGUGCUGGCUACAUGUUCCAACGCCGGUGACUUGAUAGUCUGGGAUCUGAGUCGAGGCAUUACGCAGAGCGUCUGUUUUAUGGGCCACUCACGCAGUGUCCACCGAAUCCACUUCAAUCCCAACGCGCCCAACGAGAUCAUCUCGGCGUCGCACGAUGGAACUGUCAAACUCUUUGAUGUGCGUGAUCAAUCCUGUCGUCUAGUCUUCCAUGUUCGCACAACAGCACCAUCGCCCGCACGCGACGUGGUCUACUGUCCACGUGAGGGUCACACUCUGGCUGCCGCAUUUGAGAACGGUCUUGUGUGUAUCUGGGAUACGCGCAACGAGAGUCGACCCGCUCGGUGCUUCCAGGCACACAACGCUGUCUCUGCCAGUAUCGAUUGGCAUCCGAUGUGGAAUUCUUCGGAUCGAAACUGGCUUGCCACAGCAGGAGGACGUGAUAAUACGAUAAAAGUGUGGGAUUUGAAUAAGACCUCUCCCACCACUGUUUACUCCCUGCGCACGAAGAACACUGGGAAUAUACGUUGGCGUGUUGGAGAGGUGGGCCACCUUUAUUACUCUCUUGUUCCCGGCUAG
Messenger RNA from Echinococcus granulosus, 1029 nucleotides. RefSeq names its product WD repeat-containing protein 24. The transcript is spliced from 6 exons. Gene Ontology annotation, biological process: positive regulation of TOR signaling. Gene Ontology annotation, molecular function: protein binding. Lineage: Eukaryota; Metazoa; Platyhelminthes; Cestoda; Cyclophyllidea; Taeniidae. The record is from RefSeq and is a predicted model, not a curated record. The coding region runs from base 1 to 1029 and encodes 342 amino acids.